Messenger RNA from Oncorhynchus gorbuscha (pink salmon), 1767 nucleotides. It is a transcript of the gene ppp2r3c, whose product is annotated as protein phosphatase 2, regulatory subunit B'', gamma. The transcript has 12 exons. Gene Ontology annotation, biological process: B cell homeostasis; cortical cytoskeleton organization; regulation of dephosphorylation. Gene Ontology annotation, cellular component: centrosome; spindle. The record is from RefSeq and is a predicted model, not a curated record. Lineage: Eukaryota; Metazoa; Chordata; Actinopteri; Salmoniformes; Salmonidae. The coding region runs from base 127 to 1494 and encodes 455 amino acids.
GUCGCUAGCCGACCAAUCCCAAGCGAGCUAACGAUUGUUUAGACAUUUCAGAGAAGCUGAAAAAAUAAGUUAUCAUAACAUUGAUUAGCUUGCUUUCAUGUUAUUAGGAAUAAAAAACAAGUUAAAAUGUCAAACGAUACGGUAGUACACUGGAAGGAACUUUUGAAAAGAAGAUUGGCAUCCUCCAAGAAAGAUGAGAGGACUGAGGAGGAGAAGAAAGCAGAGGAGACAGCACUCUUCACUAAAUACUACACAGAGUGGAGGGGUGGAGGCAACAGAGAGAACUACAGGAACAUUCCACGCUUCUACUACAGGCUUCCUGCAGAGGAUGAAGUUCUCCUGCAGAAGCUGCGAGAGGAGUCCAGAGCCGUCUUUCUGCAGAGGAAGAGCCGGGAGCUUCUGGACAAUGAGGAGUUACAGAAUCUGUGGUUUCUGCUGGACAAACAUCAAGUGCCACCCAUGACAGGAGAGGAGGCAAUGAUAAGCUAUGACAGUUUUCUGAAGGUUGGAGAAAAAGCAGGAGUUAAAUGCAAGCAGUUCUUCACUGCCAGGGUGUAUGCCAAACUUCUCCACAACGAUCCAUAUGGCAGGAUAUCAAUUAUGCAGUUCUUUAACUAUGUCAUGAGAAAAGUGUGGCUUCACCAGACGAGGAUAGGACUGAGUCUCUAUGACGUGGCUGGACAGGGCUACCUCCGUGAGUCUGACUUGGAGAACUACAUUUUAGAGCUGAUUCCCACACUCCCUCAGCUGGAUGGCCUGGAGAAGUCCUUCUAUUCCUUCUAUGUCUGCACCGCUGUCCGCAAGUUUUUCUUCUUCCUGGAUCCCCUACGGACUGGGAAAAUUAAGAUUCAAGACAUCUUGGCCUGCAGCUUUUUGGAUGAUUUGCUCGAGCUGAGAGAUGAGGAGCUUUCCAAGGAGAGCCAGGAAUCCAACUGGUUCUCUGCACCCUCUGCUCUUAGAGUUUAUGGUCAGUACCUGAAUCUUGACAAGGACCACAACGGCAUGCUCAGUAAGGAGGAGCUGUCUCGCUACGGCACUGGCACUCUGACCAGCAUAUUUCUGGACCGCGUGUACCAGGAGUGCCUCACCUACGACGGAGAGAUGGACUAUAAGACGUACCUGGACUUUGUCCUGGCUCUGGAGAACAGGAAGGAGCCUGCAGCGCUGCAGUACAUCUUCAAGCUGCUGGACAUGGAGAAUAAGGGCUAUCUCAACGUCUUCGCACUCAACUACUUCUUCAGGGCCAUUCAGGAGCAGAUGAAAAUCCAUGGCCAGGAGUCGGUGUCCUUCCAGGAUGUCAAGGAUGAGAUCUUUGACAUGGUGAAGCCAAAGGAUCCCUACAAGAUCACGCUGCAGGAUCUAGUGAACAGCAGCCAAGGAGACACAGUAACCAGCAUCCUCAUUGAUCUCAACGGAUUCUGGACUUAUGAAAACAGGGAAGUUCUGGUUGCUAAUGACAACGACAGCAACACAGUUGACCUUGACGAUACAUGAAUCUUCAGUCAAACCGGGGACUACUAGACUCAGCAAGAAGAAGAUAAAUGUUACGGUAAAGAUUCCAGACACACUCACUGGAACAGUUGUUUUAAAAAGAACUUGUCAAGACUUCGAAAUACAACAGUUGUAUGACCUGUUUAAAUGUUUAUUAAUGUAGUGUACAUACUAUAGAAAAUGAAAAUGCUAUGUAUUUUACUCAAAAAAUGACUACAAAAAGCCUUCAAAUUAAACUGUUUUUCCAUUAACACAUUAUAAAAUGAUUUUACAUAA